CUGGUUUAAUGAUCAAGUAAGGGUUUUCCGACUUGGUUAAUCUGCAGGAAACCAUGUAGGUAGGAAUUCGGGAUUACUGUACUUUGAUUGCUACGGAGGAGUAUGGCCCGAUGUCAGGAAGGUUCGCUAACCAUCCAAUUCACAUGGGAGAGGGGGAGAGAGCGAGAUUGGUGUGAAGUAAGUGGUUACUAUUUACUUUGCAAAUGUAAAUUCAAAAUGGUAGUUUUUGGAUUAGAUGUAAAGAUAGUUAUUGUCCCCUCUUCCCAUCAUAUUGUGGAGUUGCAACACUCCGUGGUUUGGUACAAGUUGCUCUCUUACCUCUCCCUCUUCCUCUCCGUGUGUGUAUGUAUCUUUCUCUCUCCCGAAUCAGACCAUGCGGUCGGUCAGAAGGAGGAAAAGGAAAAGAAUAUCGAAGGACUAGACUAGACUAAACUAGAACAGAGAUGGACCGAACCAACGGAAAGUUUUGUGGUGAGAUAGCCGAUAGAGAUUGACUUGACUUGGGCGUGAGAUUAAUUAAACGUCGUUCCGGUGCAAUCAAUAUACUAUGCCGGUCUACUUCUAGUUAUAGUCUAGUAUCUAACUAACUGACGAUGAUUAUGAUGAUGAAGAAGAGGGGGUGAGUGUGUGAGAAAGAGGAGGGGUGGUUUGGUUUGGUUUGAAGGGGUCCGUCCGGGCUGUCGGUAGGAAAGGUCAAUUUGUUUGGGUGGUAAAUUAAUUCCGCUCCACUUGAUGACCAGAUGAAACCAAAACCGAGGCCGGGCUGUGGGGAAAAGUAGGAAAUUACCACGCGUCUAGAUAGAACAAUUAAUUUAUCUAGUCGUGGAUUUCUUGGGUUGAGAGGAGACUUGUGUCUGUUCUACCAAAAUUAAAUCUAGUAUCUGUGAUCUAGUGACUAGAAGGUCUUGGAUCGCGAUCGAGGAGGGACA
Messenger RNA from Aspergillus welwitschiae, 929 nucleotides. RefSeq lists its product as uncharacterized. The transcript is spliced from 2 exons. The coding region runs from base 103 to 426 and encodes 107 amino acids. NCBI's taxonomy places the organism in Eukaryota, Fungi, Ascomycota, Eurotiomycetes, Eurotiales, Aspergillaceae. The record is from RefSeq and is a predicted model, not a curated record.